GGAAAGUUUUGACACCCACUUCGACAUUGUUGGCGGAUCUGCUGAGGACACACACAGAGAGAGCAGUCCAGUACUUGAGUCAGUAUGAAUGGUCCCUUCAGUCCCAGGCGGGAACCAGGACCUGACCUCUCCUGUCUGCACCAGUACAACGAGUGGCUGGCGUGCAGGCAUGAGUCCAGUCUACUGCCCAUGAAAGAAGAUCUGGCCAUCUGGCUUAACAGAAUCCUUGGUUUGGAUAUAACCGUGGAUGACUUCAUGGACAGACUAGACACUGGUGUCGUCCUGUGUCAGCUUGCAGAGGUGCUGCAAGAGAAGAUGAUUCUGGCCUGCAAUGGAAAGCCUUUUAUUCGGCGUGUGAUUCGCUGGCGGUCUGAUGCAGCCUCUGGAUCAUUCUUCGCUCGAGACAAUACUGCGAAUUUUCUGUACUGGUGCCGUAAAAUUGGAGUGGAGCAAUCACACCUGUUUGAAUCUGAAGAUCUUGUUCUUCAGAAGCAGCCCAGGGAUGUGUGCUUGUGUCUCAUGCAACUUGGGAGAAUUGCUUCAAGGUAUGGCAUUGAGCCGCCUGUGCUGGUCAAGCUUGAGAGAGAGAUUGAGAAAGCCGAAGAUGAGUCUUUGUCACCAUCCAUGUAUUUCGCCUCACCUCUGCCGUCUCCCUCCACCCCACCUGUUUUUUUCCUUCCUGAUCCAGAGCCCCCUCCAACCACAACCCCCUCAUCCAUCUCCCCUCCACCAGACCCUUUUCCCUUGCCUUCUCUGGCCCCUCCCCCUCCCCCUGAGUCCACGUCCAUCUUCUCUGACUCAAACACCCAGUCAGAACCUCAACAAACUUCACCAACUGCACCAUCACCCAUUCAGACACCCAUCAAAUCAACGCCGCCCUCACCGUCAAAUGGCCUUGUGAAGACUAGAGGGAAAAAGAGCAGCGGUAACUUGCUGGAUGCCAUUGUGAAGCAGAUAUCAGAGGAUCCACCGUGCAAAUGUCCAGUCAAAUUCUGCAUCGAAAAGCAGCCAAAAGGCCAUUAUCGUGUUGGAGACAAAGUCCUCUAUGUCAGGAUGCUGAAUGAUAAACAUGCCAUGGUGCGUGUUGGUGGUGGAUGGGAGACCUUUGGUACUUACUUGUUAAAGCAUGACCCGUGUAAGAUGACUGAGGUCGCUCGGCCUGGAACCAAAACCUGCAAGCCUAACGGCAGGUCCCCAGUCAAGAGAGAGCUGUCCCGGGACAGUUAUCUGGUCGUAGGUACUCAUUCCCACUUCAAGAAGUAAUGUGACUCAAUAACUGCUAUUUCUGUUAAAUCAACUGCAGGCUGAUUUUUUAUUUUUGUCAAGGAGUGAAGCAACCCAGUUGGCUUUUUUGUUUUUUUGGUCCUCAACCUUUUGGGUCUUGACUCAAAAAUGUGUCACAGGUCUGUUCUAGUCGUUGCACAGACAGCUUAUUAACAGGGUUGCACAUAAGUGGUCCGCAGGUCAGCAUGUGCGACCAAAAUAAGAAAUGCGCUGUGUAAAUUAGUUCAGUGCGUGCGUUUGUGUACCGACAUGGUUGACAGCUGUUAAUGGACAUUUAACAUUUUAGAUCGACAAACUGUACUGUAUAAGAUCUCUAUGUCAAACUGAAAGCAUAAAUCUUUAUGAUCUUUAUCUAAAGAACUAAAUGUAAAUCCAGUUCUAAAAAUAAAAGCAACUGAGAGCUACCAAUGUUAUACAGUACUUAAAUCUCUUAAAUAAUUUAUCAAUCCAAACUGUUAUACACAACAACAAAAAAAUAAAUACUGAUACACACACUGAAAUAAUUUUACAGAGUCAAGUUUUAUGACAAAAGUCAUAAAAUAAAAUUAAGCAGCACAAUGCACUUUUUAUUUGCCUAAACCGUGAAAUUAAAAAUAUUU
This is a messenger RNA of Carassius auratus (goldfish), 1883 nucleotides long. RefSeq names its product growth arrest-specific protein 2-like. Gene Ontology annotation, biological process: actin crosslink formation. Bases 85 to 1263 code for a protein of 392 amino acids. The transcript has 8 exons. Gene Ontology annotation, cellular component: actin filament. NCBI's taxonomy places the organism in Eukaryota, Metazoa, Chordata, Actinopteri, Cypriniformes, Cyprinidae. The record is from RefSeq and is a predicted model, not a curated record. Gene Ontology annotation, molecular function: actin filament binding; microtubule binding; cytoskeletal adaptor activity.